AUGCACGUCCUCACCCUCGUCCUCUUCCUUGUCGCCGCCACAUUCGCGCAAGACCUUACCGAAACUCAGAUUUCCAAUGUCAAGGCACGUCUAGCAGAAGGUGCAAAAGCGAGCUGGGAACUAGGCACGCGUGCAGAAGCACUGUUAGAACACGAUGCCUCAGACUUUUCCGUCUUCCACUCUCCCCUACCCCCCUCCCAAUCAAUACCUUCAAAUACCCAAUCCGGACUUACACCUGUGCUCUCCAUCGCCAAAAAUGUCGUAUCCAACCGAGCAUCCUCAAAUCAGAACGUAGUCGGUCCUCAACCUCUGAUGGCCGAUGGGAGCGCCGCCGAUCCAGCUUCGAUAGGCGUAGCUGUUCUACUAGCGAACUGGACAAAGCAAGGAGGAGGUGACUAUGCUGGUGCUGCGAAAGAUCAACUGGACUUUUUGUAUCAGAAGGUUCCGAAGGCGAGCAAUGGAGCUAUCUCUCAUAGAACUGAGGAUGUCCAAUUAUGGAGCGACUACGUGUAUAUGGUUCCACCUUUCCUCGCGUUUUAUGGGGCGUUGAGUCAAAAUAAAUCCCUGAUGUCCGAUGCAUAUACUCAAAUCAAACUCUACCGCGAUACUUUACGCGAUACCAAAGCCAAUAAUCUGUGGAAACAUAUCGUUCUACCAUCGGGUGGGGGCGGAAAGCCUGAUAAUGGACAUUGGUCGACAGGCAACGCAUGGGCCGCUGCAGGCAUGAUUCGCGUACUCGCGACCAUUCAGAAUUCCCAGUUCACCAACGACUUCAAAAAUGAACGAGACGAUCUAUCAAAUUGGAUCUCAGAGAUUCACGGCGGAAUGUAUUCACAUUUGGACUCCACAAGCAUAUUCACCAACUACGCCGAUGUUUCUGCAAGCUCCUCAGGAUCCUUCCACGACGGCUCUGGAACUGCCCUUCUGGCCUCAACCGUCUACCGCCUCUCCCUCCUGCGAGGCGUCCAUCGUUACCUUCCAUCCGCUGAGAACUCUCGGAAAGCUCUAUUUGCAUCCAGCUCUAACGGAAGCCUAGAACAUUUUACUUCAGAUGGAUGGUUGACACCAGUGGUGAAUCCACAUGCAUUUGGUGAGCAAGGUGCGCAUAGUCCCGAGGGUCAGGCGUUUGUGUUGGAGAUGAGAGCUGCGUGGAAGGAGUGGGUUGAGGACGGGUCUAAAGGGGCGAAUUCUGCGAGGGCGACGGAUGUUACUUUUGGAUUGGGAUGGGGGAAUGUGGUGGUGGUACUCGCUGUCACAAUGAUGCUUUUAUGA
This is a messenger RNA of Marasmius oreades (fairy-ring Marasmius), 1272 nucleotides long. RefSeq lists its product as uncharacterized. The transcript is spliced from 5 exons. The record is from RefSeq and is a predicted model, not a curated record. NCBI's taxonomy places the organism in Eukaryota, Fungi, Basidiomycota, Agaricomycetes, Agaricales, Marasmiaceae. The coding region runs from base 1 to 1272 and encodes 423 amino acids. Gene Ontology annotation, biological process: carbohydrate metabolic process.